Molecule: messenger RNA, 448 nt
Organism: Trematosphaeria pertusa
Lineage: Eukaryota; Fungi; Ascomycota; Dothideomycetes; Pleosporales; Trematosphaeriaceae
Exons: 1
Coding region: 137-343 (68 amino acids)
Source: RefSeq, a predicted model, not a curated record
CUCCACUGGCGGUGCUUGAGCCGCAAUGUGAACGCCAUGUGACCUAGCUCCAGAUCAGAAGCUACUCGCAAACGGCCCGAGACCACCAAGCCUCUGUAUGUCUCUCAUCUAUAAGGAGCCAUACCGAGAGGAAACCAUGUGCUAUAAGAAUCCGCCGGUUGUGUUGCUCCAACAUGCUCUCUUAUUCCCAGCACCAGCGCUUGGUGUCAUGAUUGAGAUGGUGGCCUAUAAUUCCGACACGAUGCUGAAAGCUCAAUUUCUUCGCACAUGCCUUCAUCGAAUGGACGGCUUCCCAGACAUACGAUGCCCUGUCUGCUUAGACGAUCUCGACGAGAACCACUAACCUGUCCAGAUCAUCAACCACCCAACCUGCCGCCAUAUUUUCGGUGAGAAAUGCCUACUCAAAUGGCUCCAGCACUCGCACACCUGUCCCUGCUGCCGCGCCGUG